GGAGGGUGGCGGAUUAGCGCAGCGUCGGUGACCAGUGUCCUUUGAUAACAACAACACGCGAGUGAUUGAGAGAAAAGCGUAAGGCAGACGCCUGUUUUCACCUGCUUGUCCUCGUCGGUCAGUGUCAGCGUCUCUCCGAGCUCCAGCCACUCAGUCCGGCGGUCAAGCAUGUCUUUGUCCGGGUCGCAGACACCAGAGGACGGGCUCUACGGCUCAUGGGUCGAGCUGGAGGACCUGAUAGCAGCCGUGAGUCGCAGGGAGAGUAUGACAGGACCACAGGACAGCAUCUCUUCAGCGCUGCAGGGGGAGCUGGAGAGGAUCCUUCUGGAGGCACAGCUCGAGUGUGAGAGGAGUCGAGACAGUCCUCCACAGGCGGUGACGCCACAGAACAGCGGUUCUCCCCGAGCCGCUAGUGAGCAGGACAGUGACUGUGUUGCCAUACAGGAGGAAGGUGACAGGCGAGUGGACACUGACUGGGUGUGGGAUUGGUCCAGUAGACCUGAAAAUAUGCCACCAAAAGAAUUUGUGUUUCAGCACCCCAAGCAGCCGAGCUCCCUUAGUGUCAGGAAGACAGAGGUGAUGAAGAGAGGAAUCUUCUCCUCCGAUGUCUUCCUCAUCCUUGUUCCCUCGCUGCUGGCUUCACACCUGCUCACACUGGGUGUUGGGAUCUACAUAGGAAAGCGAUUGGCCGCCUCCACUCCCAGCACACUGUGACCUGUGCUUUAGGGCAGUGCCCCCACUUCGCUAACAGCCCGGUCAUUAAGGUCACAGUCGCCCUCUCCACCGCACUAAUUUGCCCCCUUCUUUCCUCGUCACGGGGCAACCAUAGGACCCUGCCUUUCUGUACCUCUGUCUCUCUGUCUGUCCAUCCAGCAGCACUCAGUCUCUCUGUCUGUCUGUCGGUCUGUGCUUGUCUUAGUGCCCAGGGAGUGGAUGGAUGCUGGCCAGUGAGUCAGACUGAGGUCACUUUUACUCUCCCACAGAGUAACACUGAUCUCAGAGAGGAAAGAUUGUCGAGAUGCAAGAGGAAGGAGACAAAGAGAGUUUUUGCAAUAAUAAAUCUCUUUGUUAGGACGUGAUCAGACAUGGUUAGUUGGUGUAACUGGGUUUGUAUGGGGGAGUGAGAAAGAUGAUGCAUGGUAGUCUUUUUGCCCAAACUUUGAAAAAGCACAAUGUCUGUCUUUUGUCUAAAGUGACAUACCUCCAUAAGAAAGAGCUGCUAGGACUAAGGUUCUUGGGGUUGCUUGCCCUCAUGGUUUAUCCAAUGUAGCACAAAACUAUUAGAUGCCUGAAUGACCAUAGUAGUGGCACUUUAUGCUCUUCCAUGUAUGUCCCUAAAGCCACUUAAAUAUGUGAUCUCUGACACUGACAAACAUGACCCCAUUAAACUUCAUUCCUCAAAACUUUA
Molecule: messenger RNA, 1408 nt
Organism: Myripristis murdjan (pinecone soldierfish)
Lineage: Eukaryota; Metazoa; Chordata; Actinopteri; Holocentriformes; Holocentridae
Product: BCL2/adenovirus E1B 19 kDa protein-interacting protein 3
Exons: 6
Coding region: 169-714 (181 amino acids)
Biological process (GO): mitochondrial outer membrane permeabilization; positive regulation of apoptotic process; defense response to virus
Cellular component (GO): nucleus; mitochondrial outer membrane; nuclear envelope
Source: RefSeq, a predicted model, not a curated record